Messenger RNA from Artibeus jamaicensis (Jamaican fruit-eating bat), 1462 nucleotides. RefSeq names its product olfactory receptor 5. Gene Ontology annotation, molecular function: G protein-coupled receptor activity; olfactory receptor activity. The transcript is spliced from 2 exons. Gene Ontology annotation, biological process: G protein-coupled receptor signaling pathway. Gene Ontology annotation, cellular component: membrane. The record is from RefSeq and is a predicted model, not a curated record. The coding region runs from base 143 to 1087 and encodes 314 amino acids. Lineage: Eukaryota; Metazoa; Chordata; Mammalia; Chiroptera; Phyllostomidae.
AACUGAGGCCUCUGGUUCCAUUCCUGAAAAUUCUGUCCUGGAGUAAAUGCUCAGGUCGUCCAGUCCCUGACUGGACAUCCUGAGGAAUAAAGGAGUCCAGCUUUAUCCAUUCGGAGAGACCCAUCUUACUCAAGCUAUUCAGAUGGAGAGGCCCCAGGGACCAGGAAACAUGACCAGGGUACAAGAGUUCAUCUUGCUGGGUUUGUCCAUGAGGCCUGAGGUAAGGGAUGUCUUGUUUGCUGUCUUCCUGACUCUCUACCUGGUGACCCUGCUGGAGAACAGCCUCAUCAUCCACCUCAUCCGCUGUCACAGUGAGCUCCACAAGCCCAUGUACUUCUUCCUGGGCAACCUGAGCUGCCUGGAGGUAAGCUAUGUGUCAGUGACCAUGCCCAGCCUGCUCGUGGGGCUGUGGGGUGGGCCCAGCCCCAUGCCCUUCACAGCCUGCAUGACCCAACUCUUCUUCUUCAUCUCCCUCAUCUGUACUGAGUGCACCCUCCUGGCCUCGAUGGCCUAUGAUCGCUAUGUUGCCAUCUGCCACCCACUCCACUACCCACUGCUCAUGAGGCCCCAGGUCUGCCUGGCCUUGUCCUUGGCCUCAUGGCUGGGUGGGCUGCUGGUCUCAGUAGUCAAGACGUCAUGCAUUGCUAGCCUGUCCUACUGUGGCCCCAAUGUCAUCAACCACUUCUUCUGUGAUGUCUCCCCUCUGUUGAAUCUGUCCUGCACCCAUGUGGCCCUGACAGAACUGGUGGACUUCAUCUCUGCCAUCAUCAUCCUCUGGGGUUCCCUUCUUGUGGCCCUAGCAUCCUAUGUGGCCAUUGGGAGAGCCAUGCUGAGUAUGCCAUCGGCCGCCGCCCGCCAAAAAGCCUUCUACACCUGUGGGUCCCACCUGGUGGUGGUGGGGAUAUUCUACUCGGCCACUCUCUUCAUCUAUGCCCGUCCCAGCCGAAUGGAAGCUGUAGAUCUAAACAAGAUUCUGUCUGUCAUUUACACAGUGGUCACACCCAUAUGCAACCCUGUCAUCUACUGUCUGAGGAACAAGGCAGUCCAGGCAGCUCUCCAGAAGACCCUGCACUGGUCCCAAGGCUGACCAGGACACUGGGCACGGUAGAGCUCUCAUACUAUCAACACUUUAUAUUUGUAUGGAGAUAGAGUCCACACAUCAUAUAUCUUCACUCUUUGCAAAUGUACAGUUCUGGGUGUUUUAAGUAUAUUCACAAAGUUGUGGGACUGUCUCCACUAUCAAAUUUUGCAUGUUGUCACCAGCAGGAGAAACCCAUACCUGUUAGAACUUGCUCUUAAUCCCCUGUCCCCGAGUCCUCAAAACCCACUAAUCUUUCUGUUUCUGUGGUGGAUAUGCCUGUUUUGGAUAUUUCACAUAAAUGGAAUCAUAUCACAUUUGGACUUUUGUGUGGUAACUUUCAUGUAACGUAACGUCUCCAAGGUUUGUGCAGGUGGUAGCAUG